Messenger RNA from Arabidopsis thaliana (thale cress), 924 nucleotides. Its product is annotated as UBX domain-containing protein. Lineage: Eukaryota; Viridiplantae; Streptophyta; Magnoliopsida; Brassicales; Brassicaceae. The transcript has 3 exons. Bases 1 to 924 code for a protein of 307 amino acids. The record is from RefSeq and is marked reviewed.
AUGGAGAGUAACUAUCAGAGAACACUGGUCUCAGCUUUCCUCAAUAUCUCUGUAGAUCAAACUGUGGAAACCGCUAUAAAGUGUCUAAAGUCUACAAAUUGGAAGCUUGAAGAUGCCAUCAAUCUCUUAUUUGCCAUCGACAGAAUGAGAAAUAAUCAAACUUUGACACUAAAACCUUCCGACUCUACUAGAUUGCCUUCCUUGUCUCCUCCUCCUCCUCUAAAUCUGCUUUUUAAUGGUUCGUUCGAAGACGCGAAACUAGCUUCUUCUAGCAAAGAUCUAUGGUUGCUUGUUCAUAUCCAAUCCGAAACUGAGUUUCCUUGUAAUACAUUUAACCGAGAUUUAUGGUCAAACGAAGACGUUUCUCAAGCCCUUGAGUUUAGGGGCGAGAUUAAAGCUAAGGGUUUUCUUAAGGAUUUGAAGAAGUAUAUUGAUGCUAGUCCUCACGAACAUAUUGCUUCUACGGCAAGGAACAUGCGCGUAAAAGCAGAAAAGAUUUGCCACUCUGAUCAACAAGACAUGGGGAAUUUGUCAUCAGAUAGCGUCGUGGUUUCUUCUUGCGGGCGAGAAUUUGAUGAUGUAGUGACUUUAUCCGAAGAUGAGGAGGAAACUUGUUUGUCAAGCGACCUGUUUGAGUUCCCAGUUUUGACAAAAGAGCCUAAAGGAGACUGUGAUCGAAGCGUUGUCUGUAGUAUCAGCGUUCGAUUUCCAAAUGGGAGAAGAAAGCAGAGAAAGUUUCUCAAGAGUGAACCGGUUCAGCUUCUCUGGUCUUUCUGUUAUUCUCACAUGGAUGAAUCAGAUAACAAGGCGUUCAAGCUAGUGCAGGCGAUUCCUGGUGCUUCCAAGACUCUGGAUUAUGGAGCUGAAGCCUCGUUUGAUCAAUAUGGGAUCGCUAAUUCGAUCAUCUCGGUUACUUGGGAGUGA